UUGUAAUAGAUGUAACGAAUGGUUGUGUUACGUUUUAUCUAAGACCGAUUGCGGAAUGUUGAGCCUUUAACACACAUUGACGUUUAGUAUCUCGGGAUGCAAGAUUAUUCUCCCGCAGUGAGCUUCAAGGUUACGUCUUUUGCUGUACGGCUGUAACGUGAUUCUGUCGCUGUAAAUAUUGUUGUGUUAACGACGCGGUGUCUGCUCGGGGAAUUUAUACUGGCCGUGUAAGUUUGCGACAAACUCUGCGUGGGAUGGAAAUGGAUCAAAGGGUCGCGCAAGCUUUGCUGGCGCAAGGCGCCACGCUGGUUUUGCUGGACAUGCCGGCGGGCACCGACGUCGGUAUUGAUAUCAAGUCCUGGAGUGUAGGGCAGAAUUUUAAGGGGAUCAAGAUGAUCCCGCCCGGGAUUCACUUUGUGCAUUACAGCGCGGCGAAUGAGUUUGGUGAGCUGGCGCCUAGAGUUGGCUUCUUCCAUGACUUCCAGAGAGGCGAAUUCUUAGCGAAGAGAUGGGACAGCAAGCUGGAAGAUAUUAGCUCAGAAUCUGUACCUGAGGAGACAGUUCAGAGGCUGAGAGAUAACAUAAAAGAGCUGGACAGGUAUCUAGGACCGUAUCCGAACGAGAUAUCAAAGUCGUGGGCGAAAUUGACGAAUGGGAUCACUGCGUCUCUUGUGACGAGGUGCUCGCCGCUGUGUGGUUACGUGCGAUCCGCCUUGGAAUUGGAGCACUGCAGCGACGCCUCGAGACCACGCGGUAGAGAGUCCGAGAGCAAACAAAGGAGGUCCGGCAGGCUCACGGCGGAAGACAAGGAGGAGCAAAUGCUGCCGGAUCUAAAACCGAAGCCUGGCACAGAACUCAGGCUUACGGAAAUACCGGAUAAGCAUUAUCCCGAUGAUGCGACUCCAAGCGAGAUAACACGGCAUUCUCUCGACACCAGUUAUGUCUUGGAUACUACUCUGAAAAAAUUGCGAGAGCCUAUCGAGAUCAUCGGGGAGAUGCAACUGACGUUUGUCUGCUUCCUAGCUGGCCAGAGUUUGGACGCUUUUGAACAAUGGAAGAAACUCAUAUUACUGAUUUGUGGCGCGGACAACGCGAUCCCACAGUAUCGCUCUAUCUACAUGGAGUUUCUGCAAGCCCUGGAAGUAGAAUUGUCAUAUGUGCCGGAAGACGUGCUCUGCGACAUCGUAGCAAGCAAUAAUUUCGUGUAUCGCAAUCUGUGCGAGCUAUUCGGUAACAUAGAGUCGAAUUCUGAGGUGGAUGGUCGAUUAAAAUCGUAUGCGAAGCGUUUGCAGGGCCGACUGACCGCCAAGUUUCUGUGGGACUUUUCAAAUUUGCUCGAAGAGGCGGACGAUGAAGCGCCUGUUGUUGUAACUCUUGCGUAAAUAAAAUAAGUCACGAAGUACGAACUGAUAGCGUUGUCUUUACAUUUAAUUUGUAAAUAAUUAUAAAUAAAUUCUAAUUUCAACAUCUUUA
Vollenhovia emeryi is the source of this 1473-nucleotide messenger RNA. RefSeq names its product protein AAR2 homolog. The record is from RefSeq and is a predicted model, not a curated record. Gene Ontology annotation, biological process: spliceosomal tri-snRNP complex assembly. The transcript has 5 exons. The coding region runs from base 255 to 1382 and encodes 375 amino acids. Lineage: Eukaryota; Metazoa; Arthropoda; Insecta; Hymenoptera; Formicidae.